This is a messenger RNA of Paramecium tetraurelia, 630 nucleotides long. RefSeq lists its product as uncharacterized. The transcript is spliced from 6 exons. Gene Ontology annotation, cellular component: Golgi apparatus. Gene Ontology annotation, molecular function: GTP binding; GTPase activity. The record is from RefSeq and is a predicted model, not a curated record. NCBI's taxonomy places the organism in Eukaryota, Ciliophora, Oligohymenophorea, Peniculida, Parameciidae.
AUGAGUUCUUAUGCAUACUUGUUUAAAUUUAUUAUUAUUGGAGACUCAAGUGUUGGAAAAUCAUGCUUGCUUUUAUAAUUUUUGGAUAGGAAGUUUAAGUUGGAUCAUGAUACUACAAUAGGAGUUGAGUUUGGAAGCAAGACUUUGAACAUUAGGUAAAAGAACAUAAAACUAUAAAUUUGGGAUACUGCUGGACAAGAGAGUUUUAAAUCAAUUACUAGAUCAUAUUAUAGAGGAUCAAUCUGCGCAUUAAUUGUGUAUGAUGUGACUAGCAGAGACAGUUUUGAGAAUAUCAGUAGAUGGAUGGAAGAAACAAAAAGCUAUGCAAACGAUAAAAUCACACUAGUGUUGGUUGCUAAUAAAACUGAUUUAUCAGACAAGAGAGUGAUAUCAGCUGAGGAAGGACAAACAUUCGCCAAAAAGCAUGAUUUGAUUUUUGUUGAGGCAUCUGCAAAAACAGGAUUUCAAGUUGAUAAAAUAUUCUAAGAAGCUGCUGAGGCUGUCCUUAAAAAAAUAGAGCAGAGAGACAUUGAUGCUACAAAUGAGUCUAUUGGUGUACGUAUUGGAUCAUAAAUGACUGAAGAAAUGAUUGAAAAAUAAAAAGAGUAAAAGGCAUCAAAAUGCUGUUGA